Molecule: messenger RNA, 1035 nt
Organism: Didymodactylos carnosus
Lineage: Eukaryota; Metazoa; Rotifera; Eurotatoria; Philodinida; Philodinidae
Source: the annotation of a GenBank genome assembly
AUGGACAAGCAAACGUCAGCUAAUAUACAUGUGCGACCAAGGAUAGCUGCUACAAACAAGAAUUCUGGAAGUUGGUCACAAACAAAUCGUACUUUUUUGUCUGCCGAAGGCCAAACAGCCAUGGAAUAUAAUAUUCGUAUGAGCAAAAUUAAAGAGAAAGUACAAUUCAAACCAGAACUUGUAUGGUCACCACGUGUGCGACGAUGGCUGGAUACAUCAUUUCAAGUCCGAAUGCUGGAUAAUACCGGUUCCACUAUAUAUCUAAUCUCAUGUGCAUCGUACUUGCCCGAAAAUAUAUACGUUUAUCGGAACAAUACAGUUCGGCUGUCGAAUGGCUUAUAUAUGUUCAUGGUUACCAAUUCUUCAUUUGGCAAAAGUGACUUUUAUAAACUAUACAAACAUGCUAUUUCAAAUUGUUAUCAGGUGAAAAUGACUGGUGAAAUGCUUCCAAGACCAAAUACCAAUGAUCCACAAGUAUCCAAUCUUGUUAAAUGUCCUUACUUUAUUGAUGAUUUUACCAAGUUGGGUCUUUUAAAUGGUCUUGUCAAUUUUCUUCAACUUAUUCUUGCCGAUGAAGCCGAUCCAUUUCUUAUUCGUAAUGGAUUAAUACCACCUCUUACAUUACCAUCAAACGGUGGUAACGACAAUUUUAACAUAAACGACAUUGCUUUACAAGCUUAUAGUGGUGAAUGCUGCGUUUUAAAAAGCACAGCUACUGAAUCAAUUCAUAUUAAAUGCAAAAAGCUUUGUAUUUUGGGCAAUUGCACAUCAGAAAGUACAAUUCGUUUAAUGCGGCGGAAAAAUAAUUAUGAACAACCAUCACCAUUUGUUGAACGUUCUAGUUUUUUUUGGGUGCCUAUGCCACUCACACUUGAAAAGUUCAAACAACCUCAAUGGCCAUCUUCUGAACCAACUGAAGAUCAAAUUUGUAUGACAUUGGAUAUAUUAAGCAAUAUCGAUUUUUAUUUUGACGAUGAUAGUCGUCAUCUUAUAAUCAGUUUCGGUAAUGCAUUGAUGUUUCAAGGUCAGUAUUAA